AGAAAUAAAUCAUCUUUGUGAUUCCCGGAACGCUUCACAUGAAGUUCGUUUUUCUGCACGUACAAUAAUAUCGGGAGCACAAAGAUGGCGACCUCCCUGCUUAGGCUAGGACGACUCGGAUCAUUGAAGUGCCUCCAGCAGGAUGGCUGGGGCUCUCUGAGAACCCCACUGACUGCGGCUUUCUGCACUAAAGCUGAGAAGCCCAAGAAAGCAGCAAAGAAAGCUUCAAGUAAGACCUUAGAGGCCUCUGACGAGAGGGCUGCUCUGCUAGCCUACAAGACCACUGUUGCCUUCCCUACUAGACUUUCCACUCCAGGAUUUCUCAGUCAAGGUGUUGCACUUGGUGAAUAUGAACAAAGCGGGAAUCCCGUGACAGGUGAGAGUGCAGUGGCUGCGGGUGCUGCUAGUGCAGGACCCACUCUUUCAACACCUCAAGUUUCAGCUGAGUCUUUGACUGAAGAAAAUGUCACUACUGCCGAUGCCAAACGAGCUGAAUCGGUCGAUUCUGCCAAAGCCGAACCUGAAAGCUGUGAUCUUGGUGCAGCAGCAGAAGCUACACCAAUUGCAGAAACAGCUACUGAAAAAGAUGCAACAAGUCCAACUAGCGCUGAUGUGGAGGCACCAAAAUCUGAAGUUGCACCGAAAGAUGAUGAUGCUACGUCUUCCUCAUCCUCUUCCAGUGAUUCAGAUUCUGACUCAGAUUCUGAUGAUGAAAAACCAGACAAGACUGAAAUGACUGAACCAGUGGUCCAGACUGAAGAUAAAGCAGGACAGGAAGAAAUGCCCUCGGCCGUGAGUAAAGAGCCUGCUUCAGACGUGAAGACCGGAGCUGUUCCUAAACGUGUACAACCUUCCGUUCCUGAGGUCGCACCUGAGGUUGCACCUGAGGUCGCACCUGAGGUCGCACCUGAGGUCGCACCUGAAGUCCCCGAAGCUAGUGAACCUAGAUCUGAAGAAGUGCCUGCUCCAAGCACAGCAGCGGCCUCAUCAGAAGAGAUAGUCGACCCUGCUCCUGUCUUACGCACUGCUGAGAGCGUUAAAGCUCAAGCGGAGGUUAUACUAGAAAAAGAAGCAAGUGUAGAUGUGAAGUCUUCAAAAGUUUCUGAAGCCAUCCCUGAACCUGUCACUGAAGGAGCCCCUGACAUAGCUGCCAAACCCAUGCCUGAAGUCAUCCUUGAUCCUGCUACCAAAGUGGCAUCUAAACCCGAAGUUGAAAUCAAAGCUGCACCAGAGACGACGGAAGCUGUAGCUGCUGCUGAAGAGCUAGUCGACCCUGCUCCUGUAAUUACUGAUGCAGAAGAAGUCAGAGCCGAACCUGAAGUAGCAGCUGCACCAGAGGAAGCUGCCGCAGCCCCAGCACCCGAGCCCGAGCCCGAGCCAUUCGACAACACCACAUACAAGAACCUACAACAUCACAGUUACAACAUGUACACAUUCGUGGACAUGGAUGUGGAGAUGGCCAAGCACCGUCUGCCCCAGCCCUCUACGGGGAGACCCUCACCCAGGCACUGAUCUCUCCCUCGGGGGGUCUGUGAUCUCCUUCCUGUUCUCCACAGUAAUUAACGUCCUACUGCUUUUGCUUUGUGCUAAUUUUUCUUUCAGAUGGUUGACCAUGUUGCAACUUUCUGGUGAAAUGCUUGUAAUUCCAAUAAAGUAUAUUAAUUAAUUAUUUCGAAA
Molecule: messenger RNA, 1677 nt
Organism: Pangasianodon hypophthalmus (striped catfish)
Lineage: Eukaryota; Metazoa; Chordata; Actinopteri; Siluriformes; Pangasiidae
Gene: ndufv3
Product: NADH:ubiquinone oxidoreductase subunit V3
Exons: 4
Coding region: 85-1512 (475 amino acids)
Biological process (GO): mitochondrial ATP synthesis coupled electron transport
Cellular component (GO): mitochondrion
Source: RefSeq, a predicted model, not a curated record